Molecule: messenger RNA, 228 nt
Organism: Cryphonectria parasitica EP155
Lineage: Eukaryota; Fungi; Ascomycota; Sordariomycetes; Diaporthales; Cryphonectriaceae
Exons: 1
Source: RefSeq, a predicted model, not a curated record
UCUCUACGAUCUUUUGCUAAGGGUAUACUAUAUAGCGAAUCAGAGCUGAGAAAGCACGUUGCAGCAUUGCAUCAGAAAGGCCUUCCUGCCUACUCAACGAAACCUCGAGGCUAUCCACUAGCUCUUAAGCCCUGGAAAGAUAAAGCCCUCGUCAGAUAUAUAAUGAGGCUUAAUAUCAGUUGCUUUCCUUCUCUCAAGGAUAUGCUUGUUAAUGCUGCCAACAAUAUG